GAGAGAGAGACAGACGCGACGAAGUGUGCUUCAACCAACCGCGUUGCUAUUUGUUUAUUGUUUGGUGGAGUGACAUAUAAAAGUCAUUGCAUCUCCAUCCUUUCGAAUCUUUUCCCCUCCCCCUUUCAUCUCUUUUCUCUUUCUUCUCUUCCUUCAUCUCAACUCAUCACCCCCUCACCAGCCAAACCGGACCGCUGUUGAAACCCGUCUCCAUCCAACCUACAACCAAAAAAGCACACUCGGAUACAUACCAACAACCAUGGCCAAGGAAAAGUCCACCAAGAAGUCCACCGGCGGAGCCAAGAAGCUGUCUCCCUACAACAAGUUCAUGAAGACCGAGCUCGCCAAGGUCAAGGCCGAGAAGCCAGGUCUCAACCACAAGGAGGCCUUCAAGGAGGUUGCCUCCCGCUGGAAGGACUCGGCCGAGAACCCCAAGAACGCUGCCAAGUAAACGCCUCAUCCCUUCCCCCAAUUUCUCUAGUCCAUGAAGGAGACGUCCCUGUCGGCCGUGUUUUCAAGUCAGCACUAACCCAUAGCACUAUUCCCUCUCGAGGAGAAAAUCAAGGAAAAAAAGUCGCUUUCAAUGGCUUGCCUUACCACUUGUUUUCCCCCGAACCAAUGUACCAUUACUAUUAAAGCCUUUAAGCCCAAUUCAUAUGCAUA
Messenger RNA from Gamsiella multidivaricata, 663 nucleotides. RefSeq lists its product as uncharacterized. Lineage: Eukaryota; Fungi; Mortierellomycota; Mortierellomycetes; Mortierellales; Mortierellaceae. The record is from RefSeq and is a predicted model, not a curated record. Gene Ontology annotation, biological process: multicellular organism development. The transcript has a single exon. Bases 260 to 451 code for a protein of 63 amino acids.